Messenger RNA from Saprolegnia parasitica CBS 223.65, 1935 nucleotides. RefSeq lists its product as hypothetical. NCBI's taxonomy places the organism in Eukaryota, Oomycota, Saprolegniomycetes, Saprolegniales, Saprolegniaceae. The coding region runs from base 1 to 1935 and encodes 644 amino acids. The record is from RefSeq and is a predicted model, not a curated record. The transcript is spliced from 4 exons.
AUGAGUGAGGACGGCCACGAGUACAGUCUGUACUCGAUUGCGCGGGGCGUCGCGUUGCCACACUGUUGUCUGCGCAAGCCGGACGCCGAGAGCAACAUCACCGCGCAACUUGGCGGUAGCACCGUGGCCUCGUGGCCUCUCUCGACCGAGACCGUCGCGGCGCUCACGACCAAGACUCUGGCCGCAUACCGGCGCAAGAUCGACUUCAACCCCAACCCCGACGGAGACGAGUUCAGCAUGACGUUCAGUAUGACACUGGCGCAUUUCGCGAUCGACUUGACCGGCGACGCGUCGACGUUCAAGCCGGCAACGAAGCGACCGCCACGCUACACCUUUGCGACGGUCGUCUACUUUUUUCCGUCUACCUGCGUCGGCGGCGCCGUCACGAUCUCGCACGGCCACCGGACAACGACGUUCGAGGCGCUCGACGGGCGCUUUCUCUCAUUCUACAAGACGUGCGACGUGACGGUCGCGCCAAUUACGUCGGGACACCGGUCGUUUGCUGUGUAUCACGCCGUCUACGACCUUGCCGACUUUGACUAUGCCGUGAAGCCGCGGUACGCACCCCCGCCGCUGCCAUCGCUCCAAGAACUCCAACUCGCCGCGCGCCGCUUUGAGCCCGAUGGCGACAAUGGUGUCAUGAUCCGGCUCGCGACGCGCAGCCCGACGCCAAUCUUUGGCUCGCUCAUGGGUCACGACAAGGCAAUUCUCGAUCUGCUACUUGCAGCCGACGUCUUUGACAUUGCCAUUGCGCGGGCGGGCGAAGGCGACGAGAGCGAGAGUGACGACGAGAGCGAGAUUGAGAGCGAGAUUGAGAGCGAGGUUGAGAGCGAGGUUGAGAGCGAGGUUGAGAGCGAGGUUGAGAGUGAGAGACCCGACGAAUGCGCCCCAACACCUUCCGAGACGUUUCAUCCGCUAUGCACGACCCCGGCACUCGUCCAAGACGCUUACCACCAGACGCCAAUCAACGAGCUGGCAGACGCGGACGAGAUCAAGCGCAUCAUCAUCAUGCGCAUUUUAGGUUACGACCGCACGAUUGGGCUCUUGCGCGCCAAUGUGGACGGUGACGUGACCGAGCACCUCGGCUACGGGUCGCUCCAAAGCAUCUUCAAAGCGGCCUACCGUGCCUUCUACCCGCAGCGUCAGAGCUACUACAAUGCCUCCAAGCCACCUCAAGCCACGCACGCGAUGGCGUCGGUGCUCUACGACCAGGGCGACGUGGGGCUCAUUGAGGCGUUCCUGGACGUUCACGAUCAUUGGGCCGACGACGAAAACAUGGCGGAUUGGCUCCUCGCGGUGCUCCGACGCUUUGGCCCGGCCCGGUUCCAGCGCCAACUCCAAACGGUCAAAGAUUCAAGUGCUUUUGCGGCUCAUGUCGUGCAUCUCGCGACGGCCGGCGACAGACUCGCGCAAACGAUCGCAUGCGACUGCAUUCCGCUGUGGUGGCCUCGCUUGCUGCGCCAUCUCACCAGGGACAGCUGCUUCACGAAGAAGGAAAAACUGGGCAAGAUGCUCGAUGUCGAGACGUACAUGCUCGAGUACUCGAUCGACGUCACUGCGAUGAACUACUUGCGUCGGCACGUCCCCGACACUGCUGUGCGCACGGUGGCCACGUACGUUACUCCACCGCUCGUUCCGCUUCUGGACGUUGUCCGAGUUGACAAGUGCCUCGUCGGUAGCCUUCCGGCGGUCGUGUGGCCACGGCGAGACGCGCUGGGCAGCGUGCGCCUCGCAGCAUGCAUUGCGCUAGCUGUCGAGCAUGCGUCCUCGUCCAAAGAGCGUCCUCGAUGCUGCAAAGGCCAUGUGCUCUACUUGGCACUGCUGACGGCUGGGACACCAGCCUUUGCCAUCGUCGACGCCGACGCCGUGUGCGGUUCGUCGUUAACCGCGAUGCAAACGCUCGUCUUGGAAGAGUACAUGCGACGUCCAUCGUAG